AUGGCGAAGGGGCUGUUGUUUCUGCUCGCCGGUGCGUUCCUGCUCGCCACGGCGCAGGCGCACGCGCCUCGCACGGGGACGCGCGCCGCCGCCGGCGGCGGCAGUAGCUGCUACGGCCGUUUCUUCGCGUUCGGCGACUCCAUCAUCGACACGGGCAACUUCAUCCACUACGCCGCCGCGCCGGGCUCCGUCGCCCGGCCGCCCUACGGCGAGACCUUCUUCCGCCGCCCCACCGGCCGAUGGUCCGACGGCCGCCUCCCCACCGACUUCAUCGUGGAGCGGCUGGGGUUCCCGUACUGGACGCCGUACUUGGCCGGGAAGACGGCGGAGGACUUCCGGUACGGCGCCAACUUCGCUGUGGCGAGCGCCACGGCGCUGAAGCAGCUGCUGUUCAGGGAGAAUAACCUCGACGUGAAGCAGAUCACGCCCUACUCCCUCAACGUCCAGAUCGAGUGGUUCAAGAAAGUGCUCGACACACUCGCCACCACAGAACACGAGCCGAAGGAGAUCAUGGCGAGCUCGCUGUUCCUGGUCGGAGAGAUCGGCUACAACGACUACAACCACCCCUUCUUCCAGAACAAGACGCUGGACUGGGUGAUGCCCCUGGUGCCCCGUGUCAUCGGGUCCAUCGUUGAGUCCCUGGAGGCCCUGAUCCAGCUCGGCGCCAAGACGCUGUACGUGCCGGGCAUCUUCCCGCUGGGCUGCGUUCCGCGCUACCUCUUCCUCUUCCGCGACAGCGACGCCGGCGACUACGACCCGACCACGGGCUGCCUCCGGUGGCUCAACGCCCUCGCCGAGCUCCACAACACCCUGCUGAAGGCGAAGCUGGCCGAGCUCCGCCGCGCCCACCGCCGGUGUGGAGUCUCCAUCGUCUACGUCGACUACUACGGCGAGGUCGCCGACAUCAUCGCCUCCCGGCGGGCGGCGCCGAACGGAGCAGCCCUGGACGCGUGCUGCGGCGGCGCCGGGCUGCACAACGCCAACUUCACCGUGCACUGCUCGGACCCGGGCGCCGUGCUGUGCGCCGACCCGUCCAGGUACGUGUCGUGGGACGGGCUGCACUUCACUGAGGCGGCGUACCGGGAGAUGGCCAGAGGGAUGCUCGACGGGCCGUUCGCGACGCCGGCCAUCAUGUCCGGGUGCAGCAAGUAGGCUACCAUAGUACCGUUCGGUUCAUGCCACGCAUGGGGGAGGGGAGAUCAGUGUUGGGUUGUUCGUUGCCAAUGGGAUCUUGUAUCUACAAGGCAGAUGCU
Messenger RNA from Setaria italica (foxtail millet), 1253 nucleotides. RefSeq names its product sinapine esterase. The record is from RefSeq and is a predicted model, not a curated record. The transcript has 3 exons. Lineage: Eukaryota; Viridiplantae; Streptophyta; Magnoliopsida; Poales; Poaceae. Bases 1 to 1152 code for a protein of 383 amino acids. Gene Ontology annotation, biological process: lipid metabolic process. Gene Ontology annotation, molecular function: lipase activity.